Messenger RNA from Monomorium pharaonis (pharaoh ant), 2257 nucleotides. RefSeq lists its product as uncharacterized. NCBI's taxonomy places the organism in Eukaryota, Metazoa, Arthropoda, Insecta, Hymenoptera, Formicidae. The transcript is spliced from 8 exons. The record is from RefSeq and is a predicted model, not a curated record. The coding region runs from base 140 to 1483 and encodes 447 amino acids.
GGCCGGUUCAACGACGAAGACAUCGUAAUGCCGCGCGUCGCGACGCAGUACGAAUAUCGUCUUCGUCGUGUGUGCAUCGUGGUGUACUUCCGUCCUAUCUUUAAUCUCGCCGGAUUCUGCGUAUAGCCCAUUGAGCGACAUGGCGGUUUCGCUUUCCACCGAGGACAAAUUGGAAUAUCACUUCUAUCCCGUGACGGCCGGGCAGAUCCAGUUCCGGGUAAAAGCGCCGAACGAUGCCCACAUCGCCCUUACCACCGGACCCCAGGAGGGAGAGCCUAUGUACGAGGUCUUCAUCGGAGGAUGGAGCAACAGCAAAUCCGUCGUGCGCAAGAAUAGAAGCAGACCGGACGUGGCAGAGACGGAAACGCCCGGCAUCCUGAGCGCGGACGAGUAUCGCGGCUUCUGGAUCAGGUGGAACAAUGACGUUCUCACGGUGGGCAAGGAAGGCGAGUCGGCUCCUUUCUUGAGUUACGCUGACCCGGAGCCAUUCGGAAUCAGUCACUUCGGCGUUUGCACCGGCUGGGGUGCCACCGGUGAAUGGCUUCUCGAAGGUCGCAAUCCUUUGAACACUCCUAACAAGCUGCAGUACAAGUUUCAUUCUGUGCGAAGUGGCUCGGUGCUGAUUGACGUGAAAGCUAAGAGCAACGGGCACAUCGCGCUGACCGACCGGAAAGGCGAGUCGAGUCCCAUGUACGAGAUCAUGCUCGGCGGGUGGGAAAACAAGGCAUCGGCUAUUAGAUACGAUCGCAAACAGCCCGACAAGGUACGCGUGGACACGCCGAAUCUUCUCAGCGAUCGCGAGCACAAGAGGUUCUCGAUCACGUGGCUCGACGGCCUCAUCACGGUCAAAUCGGGCGGCCCGAACGGCGCCGUCCUCAUGGAAUGGCGAGACCCGAACCCCAUCGGCGUGAGCUACGUGGGGGUGCGCACCGGUUGGGGCGCGACCGGAAACUGGAAGCUUCGUUUCGAACAUUACCCCGCACUCCCCGCUACCGGUCAAAAGAAACAUUCCGAUACAAGACCGUCCGCGCCGCUGGGGGUUCGUGCACUCGACGCAGGAAGCGUUUGCUGGUGCGACGCGUCCGGCGGGAUGGUACCACCCGAUGCGGUCGAGGGUGGACACGACGGCGAGUCUCUGUUCGUCGGUAGGGCUCAACAUGAGGGUGCCCUCAUCCCUGGCAAGGUGAAGCCCAGUCAUUCCGUUUGCUACGUCGCCUGGGGCGGCGCCGAGCAUGGAAAGUCGGACUACCAGGUUCUUUGCGGCUGCAGACCCACGUGGGUGCCGAUAAGCGGUGGCAACAUCCCGGCGAACGCGAUUCCAGGAGGCGAGACUGAAGACGGCGAGCCGCUGUUCGUCGGCCGCGUACACCACGAGGGCACCGUAACUAUCGGCAAGGUGCAACCAUCUCACAGCGUGUGUUAUAUACCUUUCGGCGGUGAGGAGGUCGCCUCCUCUGAGUACGAGAUCAUGGUCGGGCAAUAAUCGUCACGAGAGAUCCUGCGGCCACAAACAAAAAAAUCCGAUGGUAUUCAUCAUCGACUUAUCGACAGUUCUACAGAGAAGACAAUAUAGCCUUAAAUUUUAAGCGACAAUUUCAAUAUCUAAUUGUUAUAUAAAAAUAUUGUUGCCCUUUGUAAAAAAGAAAAAAAAUUGAACGAGAUUUCUAGAAGAUUCUUUAGAAAUCUUGAUAAUUUAAAAAGAUAAAUUUAACAAUUUGUGUGAGUCUCAUUUCUGAUCUGUUGAAUUUUUAUCAAUGAUAUGUUUGUUAAUUUAUUAAUCUUAUUUGAGCGAAAUUUGUUACGAAAUAUACGAAUAAGGAAUCUCAUGUGUGCAAACUAGUCUAAUUAUAAUACAUAGUAGAUAAGUCGAUUUAUAACAUUGAAGAAUAUGAUAGAACUGGUCGAUAAGCCGAAGAUGUACUAUUGGCUAUCGUCAACACAUGCGUCUGCUUUUCGCACGGAAUAUAAUUGCAGUCACGCUAUAGAAAAAGAAAGCAAAUAAAAAACGACGAUGUAUAUGCGCUAUAUAGACAUAUAUAAAUAUAUAUUUUUUUAAUUAAUGUCGGAUAUCAUCCGGUUAAAUUAAUUGUUUCGUCGUUUCUCCAUCAGAAUGCGCGCGACGAUUUAUAGAUACGUAUUUUUAUUUAUGGUAGAAGCUACCGUUUUCUAACGCAUAAUAUACUACAUGCUUUUGUCAAAGAGUAUAUUUUCAGAUUAUGUAUUGUUAUGACAAAUAAAUUAAACGUACAUUCAACAA